This is a messenger RNA of Drosophila miranda, 2346 nucleotides long. Its product is annotated as zinc finger BED domain-containing protein 1-like. The transcript is spliced from 2 exons. NCBI's taxonomy places the organism in Eukaryota, Metazoa, Arthropoda, Insecta, Diptera, Drosophilidae. The coding region runs from base 414 to 1895 and encodes 493 amino acids. The record is from RefSeq and is a predicted model, not a curated record. Gene Ontology annotation, molecular function: protein dimerization activity.
UGUUUAUUUUGCUCAUUUCGUUUUGUUCGCUAUUUUUGAGUUGGUAUGGCAGCUCUUUUCACAUUUUGUUGUGGCGGACUCUGGCAAUAAAGUUGAAAAGAAAUUUAAAUUGUUUUGAAAUGUCGCUUAAACGUAAAUUUAGUGCUUUAUGGAAUCACUUCGUUGCCAUAGAUGACAAAAAAGCAAAGUGCAAGUACUGCAAGUCGGAUUUGAGUAUAGCCGGAGGUUCACAGAGCAAUUUAACACGGCAUUUGAAGUUGAAACACCCAGCUUCUCUCGAUGAAAUUGAACGACAAGGAAGUACUGAAGCCAGUUAUUCUGCCGCCACAACAUCGCAGCAAGAAAUAACUGCAUUUGUUCAGAAGCCACCGACAGCGCGUAAAAGUGAGCAAUUAGACAAACAGUUAGUGUGAAUGAUUUCCAAAGGCCAUCAUGCUCUCCGGAUCGUGGAGGAGCCGGAUUUUAAGAAGCUGAUAGAGGACGUUUCAAAUUGCCCUGGAUAUAAGUUGCCAACACGUAAAACGCUGUCUAAUGUGCUACUUCCAAAUAUACACAGUGAGUUAAUUGCCAAUGUGAAAGAGAAGAUAGCAUCUGCAUCUGGAAUUUGUCUCACAACUGAUGGAUGGACAUCGCUCACCAAUGAGAGUUACAUAGCUGUAACCGCACACUUCAUAGACAAGACGAAUAUGGAACUAUCUUCGCAUAUGCUAGCUUGUGAAGCGUUCGGUGAGAGGCACACAAGCCUCAAUCUUUGCUCUUUUCUUCAGAGUGUUGCAGCUGAUUGGAAAAUUGAAGAUAAAAUUACUGCAAUUGCAUCAGACAAUGCUGCCAAUAUCGUAUCAGCGAUAAAAUUGGGAAAUUGGCGCCAUAUUCCAAGCUUUGCCCACACUUUAAACAUCAUUGUACAGAAAGCACUGGGACCAAUUGACAGUGUAAGGGUCAAAGCAAAGCCAAUUGUAGAAUUUUUCAAUCGCAGCUCAUCCGGAUUCAAGAAGCUCAAAGAAAUGAAUAGCCAAUUAAAUCUUCCCGACCUUAAGCUGACACAAGAUGUGCCUACACGUUGGAACUCAACAUACAAAAUGUUUCAGCGCUUGUCUAUUUUAAAAGAUGGAGUUAUGGUGGUCAUUUCCCUUCUACGCCCUGAACUAGUACUGACCAAGGCAGAAUGGGAAAUUAUUGAUGGUGUAUUGCCAGUGCUGAAGCCAUUUUCUGAAAUAACAACUGAAAUUUCAGCAGAGAAAAAUGUCACCUUAUCAAAGGUUGUUAUAAUGGCCACAUUGCUGCAUCAAUCCAUAGCCAAAGCUAUUCCAAAAGAUGAUUUUCUACGGGCAGUCGUAGAAAAACUCAAAGAGCAGUUGACCGUACGUUUUGGGGAUUUGGAAAAUAAUAUUUUGUAUGCAGAGAGCACCAUACUAGACCCAAGAUUUAAAAAACGGGGUUUUAGGUCCGAUGAAUGCUAUGAAAAAACAGUUGCAGCUAUACAAUGUAAGAUCGCUCAAACGGGAUUGGUUGAUAAUGUUGCUGAUGAUCUGUCUUCACAAAUCGAAACCGUCAAAACGUCGCCAACCAAAAUUGGCAUUUGGGACGAGUAUGACAAGCAGUAUAACCAAAUAACAAAGCCAAGCUGUAACACGGCUGCUGCCAUUAGAGAGGUAGAUAAAUACCUAGCAGAAGAGAACAUCAAUAGAAAGCAUGACCCUUUGAUCUGGUGGACACAGCGAAAAAAUGUAUAUCCACGACUAUACGAAUAUGCGUUGAAACGUCUUUGUUUGGUGGCCACGUCGGUGCCAUGUGAGCGCCUAUUUUCUGCAGCAGGAGAAAUAGUCCGCAAAAGACGAACGCUUUUGACGCCCAAUAAGGUUGAAAGCCUUAUGUUUUUACAUAAUAAUAUGUGAAAUACUUAAAAAUGCCCCGACUUCUAAAACAUAAAAAAUGGAAAACGAGAUACUUAAUUGAAACUGUUGGUUGUGUCCUAACGAUAUCAAGUACUAAGUACGAAUUAAAAUAAAUUUAAGAAGUUAAAACGUCAAUGAAUUGUAGUGCAUUAUUUACAUAUAAGCUUAAAACUAGAUAUGAGACUUUAAAAUUGAACUAAGAACAAAAAGACCGAUAAACAAAACAGGCCAAAGAACAAAAAAGAACGAACUAAAGGGACAAUGAAAAAAAAGAACGAUGAACAAAAAAGAACGAACGGAAAAGAACGAUGAACAAAAAAGAACGAUGAACGAAAAAGAACGAAUAAGAUGAACAAAAAGGAACGAACUAAAAGAACGACUUAGUUCACUGCAUAAAAAUGAACGAACGAACUUAUUCAGUAAAUUGAACGAUUUUUACCCAACACUAGUG